Clunio marinus is the source of this 192-nucleotide messenger RNA. The record is from the annotation of a GenBank genome assembly. NCBI's taxonomy places the organism in Eukaryota, Metazoa, Arthropoda, Insecta, Diptera, Chironomidae.
AUGUCGCAAAUUUUAUGGCUGGCAUCUUUAAAAUUCUUAUUGACUUCUAUUUAUAAAUUGUCGGGAGCCAUUAAGGUCAUUUGGCAAGACACUCGGGACAUCAUGACAUGUCCUAAAAGUAUCACAUUAUCCGACACAAUGAGAUCAUUUGACCAGAAGUUUCACAUCAUUCUGUCUGCUUUUGUAUUAUAA